CCCACCGCGACCGCGACCUCUCGUCAUACAUACAACUUGUGACACACGGCCAUGUGGACAUAACACAACCGGUUAGGAAGCGACGGUGACACGCCCGACGAUGCCGAGACACCAAGGGACUUGGCUAGGUAGUUGACCCUGCCCGCCAUGGAUUUUAUCGAGAAGUUUGCAAAGCUCGUCACAGGCGACAAGUCAAAGGAAUACUGGGUGGACGACAGGCAUGUUCCCAGUUGCACAGAAUGCGACGCGACCUUCGGCAUCGCAGUCCGCAGGCACCACUGCCGCAUCUGUGGACGCAUAUUUUGCGGGAACUGCACUCGUAACUUUGUGCCUGCACCGCGAGACUCGCCGGAACAGCCCUGGCACCGGGUCUGCGACUUCUGCUACCGGGUCAGACAGCAGAAUGACCAGGCCGCCAUUCGAUUCCAGCAGCAGCAUUCAUCUAUGCGCGGUGUCGGGGCUGCGGUGGUGGCCACAUCUGGCAGCCAGAGGCAGCUAACCGAUGCGGUAUCGUUCGUGUCGGGCUCGGACGGGGGCUCGCCCUCGCCGUCGCUGCACGGAGUCCGCACGCGCGGCAACCACCGAUCGCUGCUGCGCACGCAGUCCUCAGCGCACCGCGUCACCAGCGGCGACCUGUCCUGGAGCGUGCCGCCGCCGCUGGAGGAGGACUUCGGCAUGUGCCUGGCCGACCGCGACGCGCGCCUGCUGUACCAGCAGCAGCUGGACGCGGGCGCGCUGCCGCCGGACGCGCCGCCGCAGCCGCACAGCCUCAUGGAGGUGCACAGGGCGCUGUUCCACUCGGCUGCUGAGGCGCACGUGCGGGCGGUGGUGGGGCAGCUGCUGAUGGUGGAGGGCGUGCCGCGGCCGGACGUGUGGGGCCCGGUGCUGUCGGGCGCGGCGGCGGCGGUGGCGUCGUACCUGUCGCCGCCGCAGAUGUACGUGGCGGGGCAGCACGACCCGCGCAUGUCGCUCAAGGUGAAGAAGGUGCCCGACGUGGGGCGGCCGGAGGACACGUGUGUGGUGACGGGCGUGGUGGUGCGCAAGGGGCUGGUGCACCGCAAGAUGCGGAGCUACAUCGAGUACCCCAAGGUGCUGCUGCUGGCGGGGUCUCUGGAGUACCAGCGCGACACCAGCCGCCUGUCCAUGUUUGACCGCAUCGAGGCGGACAAGCAGUACCUGGCCAACGCGGUGGCGCGGCUGGCGGUGGUGAAGCCGGACGUGGUGCUGGUGGAGGGCAGUGUGGCGCGCAUGGCGCAGGAGGACCUGCUGGCUCGCAACAUCAGCGUGGCCCAGAAGAUCAAGCCCAAGCUGAUGGAGCGGCUGGCUCGCUGCAUGGGCGUGCGCGUGACGCCCACGGUGGAGCACCUCACGCCCACCACCGCGCACCUCUACCUGGGCGACUGCAAGGUGUUCCGGGUGGAGGCGCUGGACAUCAACCCGCAGCAGCAGCAGCAGCAGCCUCAGGGGCAGCAGCCAGGCGCGGCGCCGGUGACGGGGCAGCCGCCGCAGCAGCACCCGCCUGCGGCGGGGCAGGAGCCGGGCACGGUUGCAAUGGCUGGGGAGGGCGGGGCGGGGCGGCUGGCGGGGCAGGAGGCGCCGCAGCCGGCGCCCUCGCAGCCGGCGCCGGAGCCGCCCAAGGCGUUCACCUCGCUGUCCGCGGCCAUGAUGAUGAAGGCGCUGGGCUCGGGGCCCAACGCCGCGGCCGCGGUGGCUGCCGUGUCGGCGGGCGGCGGCGGCAGCAGCGCCUCUUCGUCGCUGACCUCCUUCCCCUCGCCCUCCAGCAACCCCGUGCCGCUGGGCGGCUGGUCCAUGGGUCCCAUCGUCGAGCGCCAGGCUGCCGCCGCCGCGGCCGCCGCCGCGUCGUCCACCUCCUCGUCCCAGCCCGCGGGGGCGCAGCCGCCAGCGGGCCAGCAGCCGCCGCACGGCCCAGGCGCGGCGGGCAGGCCCGGUGCCCCGGGCACGGGUGGCGGCGCGCCGCCUGCCGGCCCUGCCGGCGCCGCCCCGCCGCCGCCGCCGCAGGUGACGCUGAUGUACUUUGAGGGCUGCCGGCCCAUCACGGCCACGGUGCUUCUGAAGGGCGCGGGGCUGGAGCUGGCGCGGCGGCUGAAGGCGGUGCUGGGGUUUGCGGUGCUCACGGCCUGGAACGCGCGGCUGGAGGCGGCCUUCCUGGCGGACCACCUCACGGCGGCGGUGGUGGCGGCGGGCGAGGAAGCCUACGCGGGCGCCGCGGUGGCGGGCGGCUAUGCGCCGGCGCCCGUGCCUUCCGCGCACUCGGCGGUGCCGGGCAGCUCCGGUGGCGGCGGCGGCGGCGGCCCGGGCAGCCUACACACCGUGCCCAGCCUGGGCUCCUCGCUGGGGGGCAUGUCCCUGGGCGGCAUGGCGUCGAUGCCGCCGCCGGCGCCCCACGUGGCGCUGUCGCUCACCUUCUUCCGCAACCACGCCGAGCAGGCCAUCCGCGCCUCCCGCGCCGCGGCCAGCGCCUGCGGCCCGCCCGGCAUCUACCUGUCCAUCAGCCCACACUGCAACGCCUGGGAUGACUCCCUGAUUGCGGAGUGGGAGCAGCAGGGCUUUGUGUUCCCGCACCUGCACCCCGACCACCAGCACCACCACAAGCAGUACACCCUCGCGUACGCCCAGCACCCGCACCCGCACCUGCACCCACACCUGCUGCUGCCGCACUCGCACUCGCACGGGCACCACCACCACCACCAUCACAGCCACAGCGCCGCGCUCCCAGGCGGCGCUGGCGCGGCCCCAGCACCCAGCGGCGCCGCCUCCGCCGCCGCAGGUGCUGCUCCCGCCCAACCGCAGAUGCCAUGCAGCAUGCCAGCGACGCGCAAGAGCCUGGAGGUCGUGCUGCCGGGCGCUGGGCCGGCCGAUGCGUCAGCACCGGCACCGCCAGCUGCUCACGGCGCCAACGGCGCGGCAGCGACAGCCGCAGACGGCGCGGCGGCGGGUGUGGCAGCGGUGCAGCCGCUGGCAGUCACAGUGGCGACAGCAGACGCGCAGCAGUCGACGCCCUCCGCCAUGACCAUGAACUCGCCCUUUGCGGCGCAGGCGGGCUCGCGCUGGGCCACAGCCCACGCCUCCAGCGGCGCUGAGUCAGCGGCCAGUGCGGGCGUGGGCGCCGGCGCCGGCGCAGGUCCUUCCGGUGACGAGUCGGCCACAGGGCCGUCGGAUGUGGGCAGCACCGCUGCUUCCGAGCCGGAGACGCCGCUCGGGCAGGAGGAGGCGGGAGCGGGAGAAGCGGCAGUGGCUGCGGGUGGGGCAGAAGGCGUGGGGCCUGCUGCAGCCGCCGCGGCGGCGGCGCCGCCGCACGGCCAGCCGCAGCAGCGCCCGCCGCCGCCGCCCGGUCACUUGCAGAUGCAGAUGCGGGCGAUGCAGCAGCGGCAGCCGGGGCUGCCAGCGCCGCAGACGUCUCGGGCAGUGCAGGUGCUGCAAGGCCAGCGCAUCUACAACCACCAGCGCAUCUUCGUGACCUGCAUCUUCAGGCGCAGUCGCGACCGCAACCUGUGCGACCCCUACCAGGUCAAGCAGAUCGACUUCUACCACCGCUCACUGGACGUGCCGCUCGUCCGCUACAUACGCAUGGCCACCACGCCGGGGUGGGCCUGCCCAGGGUCGGGCUGCCCGGAGCCCUUCAACGCGCACGAGAGUGUGUUCUUCCACGGCAGCCACAAGCUGACCAUCUUCUACUCCACACUGCCGGCAAUGCACGCUCUGCCUGGCGAGGAGAAGAACGUGAUCUGGCACUGGUGCCGGCCCAUCGGCCGCGGCCGCGAGGGCGCCGCCGCUUGCCGCCGCGUUCCGCUGUCCGCGGACGCCGUGUACAUCAGCAUGGGUCGCUUCCUGGAGCUCACCUUCACCUCGGACGGGCUGGACGUGUUCGGGCGCUCGCUGCACUUUGACCACGUGCGCUACUUCGGGCUGGGUCGCACGCUGGUGUGCAUGUUCCCGGAGCGUACGGCCGUGUACGUGAUGCGGCUGCCGGACGUGGUGAUGGGCUACAGCCAGGGCGCGCAGGUCAAGUGGCUCAAGCAGGAGGCCGCCGAGCUGUGCCAGGAGGCCAACGACGCCUUCGACCUCAUCGAGCUGCUGCUCACCGACAGCCCCCACUACGGCGGCAGCGGCGGCAGCAGCGAGGCAGUCAUGGUCGCCACGCACCAGCAGCCGCACCCGCAGCAGCAGCCGUACUCGGCAUCCCAGGCCGCGGAAGCUGAGCCCGGAGCCGUCGCGCCCAGCGGCGGCAGCUACGACGCCACGGGGGCCUUCAUGACCGGGUCCUCGCCGCCCGGUGCCGGCGCCGCGGGCGGCAUGGCAGCUGCCGCCGCUGCCGCGGCGGCGGCGGCGGUGCCGCCACCCACCAUGACCCCCAUGGCCGCGGCUGUGCUGACGCCGCUGCUGAACGCGGUGCGUGCGGACCGCGCCUCGUUCAUAGCGCUGGUGAACGAGUGCCUCAACCGAAACAUGCCCGAGCCGGCGGCCGCCGCUGCUGCGGCAGCAGCGCAGGCGGCGGCCGCCGCCGGCGCGCCGGCCCCGGCGCCGCUGCCGCCGUGGGAGGAGCUGGCGAUCUGCGGCAUCCGCGAGCUGAACCGGCUGCGGACGGUGCUGGCGAGGGCGGUGCUGCAAUGGGCGGGGCGGCUGCAGGACCCGGCGGGCUUCGCGGCGCACUUCUCGCGCGUCACCGGCGGCGGCGCGGUGGCGCCACCGCCUGUGGUACAAGGCCGCCUGGUGGUGCCCAGCCCCAUCGGGCCGUCCGGCGCCCCGCUGUCCUCCUCACCUCUGUCCAGUGCCACCGCCGGCAACAACGCCGCGGCCCCGCCGCCGCCGCCCGCCUCCGUCGCCUCGUCCGACGCCGGCAGCAGCUUUGCCGGCACGGUGUCCACCACCGCGCCCAGCACCACCCUCACCGCCACCUCCGCCUUCGCCUCGCUGGCGGCGACGGCGCCCGCCAACGCGGACAUCUCUCCGGAGGCGGCGGCUGCCGCCGCCUCCGGCCUCAUGAACGACAGCGGCAGCGUGUCGCUGUUUGGCGCGGCGUCGCCGGCCGUGACCGCCUACCGCCUGGGACUGAUGGCGCAGGGCGCGGACGCCUCGGGGCAGCCGCGCCAGGCGCAGACGCCGGAGGCGGCGGCGGCGGCCGCCUCCGCCGCCGCGCACGCGCUGCCCAUCCCCAUCGUGCCGCACACAGGCGGCCCUCUGUCGGUGCACGCGGUGGCGGAGAUGGUUGCGGUGCAGGUGGCUAGCCAGGGCCGCCGGACAGCGGGCGGUGGCGUCGCCGCCGUUGGCCCCGGCGGCGUGGGCGCCGUGGGGUUGGACCUGCUGGAUGGCACCCGAGCGCUGCUGACAGGCAGCAUGGGCGGCGCGGGCAGUGGUGGCGGCGCGGCGGCGGGUUCAGGCGGAGGCGCAGGCCCUGCAGCAGGGGCUGCGGAGGCGGGGUAUCACGGCGGCGUGCAGAGCAGCGCGGGGCCCAGCCGGCUGGGGGUGUCGCGCCAGACCUCGCGCAACUCCAUCUCCAUGUCGGGCGCAGCGGAGGCGGGCGCCACCGGCAGCAGUGCCGGCGGCGCGCGGCAGGAGGGGCCCGCCGGCGCCGGCGCGGGGACCAGUGAAAGCGGCGGCGUGGGGCACAGCAGCGGCGGCGGCGCGGGCGGCGCUCGCCUGGGCGGCGGGCUGACAUCCAAGCGGCUGUCGAUGCUGGGCCGCGCCGACGGCGGCCACGGCGGCGCGCACAGCAUCCCUCGCUCCAACUCCGUCAGCACCAUAGGGUCAUACAUGGGUGGCCUGCCCGGCGACAGCGGCGGCGAAGAGGGCGACGACGACCGUGACGACGACGCCGGCAGCUCGGAGGAGGAGCCCGACCACGACACCUUCCGGGCCUUUGGCGGCAUGGGCGUCGCCGGCGGCGGCGGCACCACCGGCGGCGGUGAGGCCGACGACGACGCCGACGACGGCGAGGGUGACUACUACCGCGCUUUGUUCAACCAGGAUGGCGGGCCGGCAGCGCAGGCGGCGGCGGUGGCGGGUGGUGGAGCAGCGGCCAUGGACGUCGGUAAUGGCGGCGGUGCGGAGGGUGGCGUCAGCGCGGGUGCUGCCGGUGGCGGCUCCACGGCGGGCUCGCCGGGCGCGCACGGCGCAAUGCUGCCGCCGCACGCCUUCAUGCCCGGAUCGCAGCGACUCAUGCGGCAGCACCAGCAGGCGCAGGGCCAGCUGGCGCCCGUGCCGCAGGGCAGUCGCAGCGCGCGCCGCUCCAGCACUGACGGCGACGGCGUGCCUCAACAGCAGCAGCAACAGCAACAACAACAGCAGCUGCAGUCUGUCAACGCCACAGCGAACGCGGCGCUGCUCGCCGCGCACGCCGCCGGAUCGCGCCGCCAGCUGCUCACCAACGUCCGCCGGCGGCUGGAGAACGUCGCAGCCGCCAGCGGCAUCUCCAGCGUUGGCGGCAUUGGCGCCGGCACCGCCGGGUUGUUUGCCGGCGGCGGUGCGCUGGCUCGCGGCUUCGUGCCGCUUCCGGGCCGCGCGCUGCUAGACCCGGGCGUUGGCGGCGUCGUGGUCCCCAUCUUUGACGGUGAGCCCACAAGCAUCAUUGCCAAUGCGCUGUCGUCGUAUGGGUACCAGCGCGGGCUCAUUGCCGGGUACAAGGCCAUUUGGGCGCGCGCGCGGGCCGAGGGCUACGCGGCAGGCGUCAUGGGUGGUGGCGGAGGCGCCGGGCCGGCGCAGCGCGAGGCGGCGGCGGCGGCAGCGGCGGCUGCCGCAGCCGCCGCGGCAGCUGCAGCUGCAGUGGCUGGUGGAAGUGCGGAGGUCGACGACGCUGAUGGCCAGCCCCCACGCGCUGCUCGGGUGGGGCCGCCUUCUGGCGCCGGCGCGGGCGCGGGCACUGGCGGCGCACCUCCGGGGUCGCAGCCGGCGCAGCCGCAGGGUCCGGGGUACCCACAUGCGCAGGGGCCGCCCAGCGGUGGCACGGCAGGGCCCAGCCCGCCCAUGCCGCCGCCGCCCGUGCCACCGCCCAUGCCUCCUGCGGGCGGCGGGCCGGAGGGCGUGGCGGACUGGUGGACAGUGCUCACGAGCAAGGAGGCCAGCCACGUGCGUGUGUCGUUUGAGGACCAGGCCCGCAGCAUGCCUUGGGCGCGAGCCAAGUUCACGGUGACGGCGCACUUCGCGCCGCAGUUUGCCGAGCUGCGGCGGCGCUGCAUCCAGGGCGGCGAGUCGGCCUUCAUCGCGAGCAUGUGCCGCUGCCGGCGCUGGGAGAGCCGUGGCGGCAAGUCCAACGCCUACUUUGCCAAGACCCGCGACGACCGCUACAUUGUCAAGUCCCUGUCCAAGUCUGAGAAGGCGUCGUUCAUGUCCUUCGCGCCGCACUACUUCGCCUACAUGGGCAAGCGCAUGCUGGACACCGCCGCGCCCAACCCCACCUGCCUGGCCAAGGUGCUGGGCGUCUUCUCCGUCACCUUCAAGCCGCAGCCCAACACGGCAGGCCUGGACGGGCUGGGCGGAGGGGGGCCGGGCGGCGCGGCGGGCGGCCCCGGCGGCCCGGGCGGCGCCGGCGGCGCGAGUGCGGCGCUGAUCAAGGAGCUCAAGGACCGGGAGUUCAGCCAGGACCUGCUGGUCAUGGAGAACUGCUUCUACGACCGGCCCGUGGCGCGCAUCUACGACCUCAAGGGCUCCGAGCGCAACCGCUUCAACGCCGACGCCGCCAGCCGGCCCGACGACCGCCUGGAGGUGCACCUUGACGACAACCUGCGCCGCACCAUGCACACCAACCCCAUAUUCGUGGACGCCCGCAGCCGCGCCCAGAUGGAGGCCGCGGUGUGGGCAGACACGAGAUUCCUAGCGGAGCAGGACGUGAUGGACUACUCGUUGCUGGUGGGUGUGGACAAGGAGAACGGCGUCCUGGCGCUGGCCAUCAUCGACUUCAUCCGCCAGUACACGUGGGACAAGCAGCUGGAGACGUGGGUGAAGAGCAGCGGUAUGCUGGGCGGCAACGGCAAGGAGCCCACCAUCAUAUCGCCCAAGCAGUACAUGCGCCGCUUCCGCGCGGCCAUGCAGCAGUACUUCACAGCCGUGCCCGGCAGCGCAGGCGCUGACCCGCCCGCCGACCCCGACGCGCCGUGAGGGGGAGCAGCCGUGAGGCGGCGCAGCCGCGAGGCGGCGCAGCCGUGAGGCGGCGCAGCCGCGGCGCAGCCGCGGCGCAGCGCUGUGGUGGAUGCGGCGGCAGGGAUAGGCUUUACCAGGGCCUAGGUGAUGUCCUGGGUUUGGCUCGCCUGGGUUGGGUGGAGGUGUGGUUGCCGCAAGCCGGUCAUUGGUUGAGGAAGCUGGAGGGAAUAGCGGCUACUGGGUGUUUUGACCUGCUUGGACUGCUUGGUUUGGUGUCGGCAGGUAGGCAGUGUGCGGCAGUCGGCGGGCCGUCACGGGAUGGUGAGUCUGAUGCAUGGCUGGCCGGUGGAGGGCCGCCCUCAUCCAUGGCUUUCCACCUUUCAAGUGAAGGCCUGGAGUGUCGCAACUUGUUGCCGCUGGCAGCUGGCUGGGCGCGGGGAUUUGAGAAGAUCUCGAGUGAGGGUGGGGGUUAGCCGAUUCUCAGCACGAAUGCGUGUGUGUGUGUAUGUAUGCGGUCAGGGCUGCGGAACAUGGCCGGAUAGGGUGAUGGACGGACGGACUUUUAAGCGGGGUGUUCAUUUGGUCGGUGAUCAAAACUGGUGGGACGGCGUACGCGUAGGAGUUGGGUGCGGCCUGGCCGCAUACGGUAGUAACGUUUGUUGGCCUUGCUUGUGAGAGAGUAGGUGCCGUCUGGCUGAUAUAAGAGAUAGCGAGCACGCACGCGGGCGGGCGGGCAUGGCGGCCGUUUAAAUGUGGAGCCAGGUCCGUGCGGCGGUGUGCGGUUGGUGCCCCGUGUUGUUCAGCUGCUGGUCGGCGGGUGCCAUGCUGGUGCUUCGGCCUUGGACAGCUAGCGCGGGCGGCGCCCUGGGGUUCAGCACAACCUCCAAUAUGCUACGGUGCCUGGCAUGGGCGAUUACCCCAGGCCCGGGGCAUGUGUUUGGUGCGUACCGUGCCGCAUUUACCGGCAACCGAUUGCAUUCUGUUCAAGCCCUUCAGCACUACUUGUGCCUGCAUGACAACAUCGUGCGUUUGGUGUGUCGGCAGUGACACGACCACUCCGUGCAUGAGUGCAUCUGGCACGGCAGCAGACUGAGGCACGCGCGGACCCGCCUCGCGCCACAGGCCGAUUCUGUCCAAUGCACGCGUGGCGCCACCAGCGGUCUGGCCGUCGGCGAACUUGCGGCUCGCCGUCGACUUGUUGCGAAUCAGCGGUUGGGGCACCGCCACCAGGUACCGUAAGCGACCGAGUCGUAUUCCAUGUCGUAGUGUCGUUAGCCCUCUGACCCUGUAACUCGGUGGUCUC
This is a messenger RNA of Chlamydomonas reinhardtii, 9397 nucleotides long. RefSeq lists its product as uncharacterized. The record is from RefSeq and is a predicted model, not a curated record. The coding region runs from base 445 to 8112 and encodes 2555 amino acids. Lineage: Eukaryota; Viridiplantae; Chlorophyta; Chlorophyceae; Chlamydomonadales; Chlamydomonadaceae. Gene Ontology annotation, biological process: phosphatidylinositol phosphate biosynthetic process. Gene Ontology annotation, molecular function: 1-phosphatidylinositol-3-phosphate 5-kinase activity; ATP binding. The transcript is spliced from 24 exons. Gene Ontology annotation, cellular component: endosome membrane.